Messenger RNA from Plasmopara halstedii, 765 nucleotides. Its product is annotated as had-superfamily hydrolase. Lineage: Eukaryota; Oomycota; Peronosporomycetes; Peronosporales; Peronosporaceae. The coding region runs from base 1 to 765 and encodes 254 amino acids. The transcript has a single exon. The record is from RefSeq and is a predicted model, not a curated record.
AUGAAAACUCGUCGUGCGUGGCAUUAUGUCACAUUAGAUGCGACUGGCACGCUUAUCCGUCUAGCAGAAUCUCCAGGACAAACUUAUCUUCGCUUUUGGGAGGCAGCAUCAGAUCAGUCAUUCUCUUCGUCGCGCCGCGCCGCACUAGCCGCCGCACUUACGUCACAAUUUCCAGCCGAGUUUAGCUUCCAAUCACGCCUCCGUCCGAACUUUGGAUCAAACGGUGUAGCGACGUCUGCUUUCUCAUGGUGGCGUGAACUUGUACUAAAUUUAAUGAAACGCGUUGGAGUGGCUGACUGCAUUAAAGUUAAUGCAGAGCAAAGUGAGCGAUUUACCAACCAACUUUAUGCUCAUUUUGCCCGUCCAGAGGCCUGGAAGGUGUUUGACGACGUGCGUCCAACGCUCGAGAAACUGCAGACAUCCGGUGUAUCUAUUGGUGUCAUUUCAAAUUUUGACGAAAGACUGGAGCCACUUCUAAUCGAACUUGGACUACGAAGUUUUUUUAACGUUGUCACAACGUCUUUUGGCCAACCCCAAAUGAAACCACACGCAUCAAUUUUCUAUUCGACAUUCCAGAAGCUACAACAUGAAGAUGGAGAUGUGAAAACAAGCAAAUUUUUGCAUGUGGGCGAUCACUUGAUCAAAGAUUACGAGGCUGCAAAGGCUGUAGGCGCAAAUGCCUUGUUAAUAUGUAGAAGUUGUCAGGAAGCAAAGCCACUUGAAAUGUUGGAUCGAAUUGAAACGCUGCAGCAAAUUUUACUUUAG